This is a messenger RNA of Notolabrus celidotus (New Zealand spotty), 4514 nucleotides long. It is a transcript of the gene inpp5l, whose product is annotated as inositol polyphosphate-5-phosphatase L. NCBI's taxonomy places the organism in Eukaryota, Metazoa, Chordata, Actinopteri, Labriformes, Labridae. Gene Ontology annotation, biological process: phosphatidylinositol dephosphorylation. The record is from RefSeq and is a predicted model, not a curated record. The coding region runs from base 482 to 1669 and encodes 395 amino acids. Gene Ontology annotation, molecular function: inositol-polyphosphate 5-phosphatase activity. The transcript is spliced from 15 exons.
ACUCAACACAAGGAAGGCAGAGAGAGAGACAGGGUGGAGGGAGGCGGAGCACCGAGUUUAUUACCCAACACUGACUAAGUGCUCGGUCCGGUUGUCUGAGCGUUUGUCAAGGCAGCAGCAGAUGCGCCGUCCAGGCUGGUUUAAGUCCUCUAAGAAGCCACUAGUCCAAUUAACGCAGAGGAGGCGGAAAUCCACGCAUGUCGGCUAUUCAACUCACUUACUGCUCUUCUGCUCGAUGAUGGAAAUGAACACCGCUCAGAGAUAUGACAACGACCUGAUCCUAAAGCCCGCCAUCACCAAACAAGUUGGAGCGACUCAGAGUCAUCACGGGGAUGCUGGUGUAUUUUAAGCAGUUGUAGGUGACAUAAUAAGAAGCCUUUUUUAAGCUCCUGGAGAGUGCCUGCCGUAGGCCUUCUGCACGCGCGUCAUUUGGCGACGCUACGGAGUUUCCUCGCGCUGUUUGUGAAGGAGGCUCGUGAACAUGGAGACAUUCACUGAUGUGCUGCUCGUCACUGCAAAUGUCGGGUCACUCUUUGACAAUGUGGGUGAAAUUCAAAAUGACUGGUUACAAGAAUUAUACAAGACCAUUCACAGCUACAAUCCACAGUUCAUCGCCCUGCACUUCCAGGAAGUUGGAGGGAAGGACUACAUGGCCAACAUGGGCUAUGCUGAAAACUUCUUUUGGAGCAUUGAGUCCAGUGAGGAAAUGAAGGAUUAUGACAGGGUCUGCAUCUAUGUGGACAAUCAUUUCCAAGCAGAGGAAAGCUUCACGGCUCUGGGCAGCAUGUACUUCAUCCACAAGACACUGGAAAACAUCCACCAGUAUGAUUUUAAAGCUCAAGAUUUCAAAGCAGUGUCGGGGCAGAACAAACACGUGGGCUCUUUGGAUGGUGUCACCACAGUGGAAAAAGAAAAAUUCCCAAAGAAUUUCUGGCCUGAUUUCAAGUGGUCCAGGAAGGGCUUCAUGAGGACCCGCUGGAUCAUACACAACCAAGCUCUGGACCUGGUCAAUGUCCACCUGUUCCACGAUGCCUCCAACCUCAUUGCCUGCAACUCCAGUCCAUCUAUUUACUCAGCCAAUCGCAAAAAUGCUCUCACAUAUGUCAUCAACAGGAUAUCAGACAGCCGAUUCACUCCUCAGCCUUUCUUCUUGUUUGGAGAUUUUAAUUUCCGCCUGGAUGCGCUGAGUCUGGUACAGCAUCUAUCCACUUCGGCAGAAAUUCAGACAGUGAAGAAAGACAGCAGUAACGAAGUGGAGAGGAUCAUCUGCGAAGAAAAAGACAACGACCAUCAGGUGUUGCUCCACAUUGAGGACAAGCUUUUUGCCUACAUGCACCAGGCAGUUUUCAGGGAGGACAACGGCAGAGCGCUUUUGAAAUAUGACAAAGAAGUUGCAGCCUUUCAUGAUGUAGUUGGAGAAGAGGAAAUCAAGUUUCCACCCAGUUACCCCUACAGUGAAGAAAACACUAAACCAACCCAGUACAUGAACACUCGCUGUCCUGCCUGGUGUGAUCGUAUCCUCAUGUCACACGCUGCCCAACCAUUCAUCCACAGGAGAGAUGAUGAUGAUGAGAAGACGGUCAAUUACAACACAGUGGGUCCUAACAUCUGCAUGGGAGACCAUAAGCCUGUUUUCCUGUUCUUCUCCCUGAAGACAAAUGAACAUUGACAGGUAUUUCCCUCAGUGGUGAGUGCAUGUGCCAGAGAGUGAGAUUCUAUAGUGUAUAGGAUGCAGAGUUUUCUGUAGUAAUUCCAGAGGGGGAGAUUCAGCGUGUUAGAGUGAUCACAGUAAUCUUACACUGCUCCCCUGAGAGUCAUAACCACGGCUGGCCCAUUGGAGCCGGGAUAUGAACUAAGAUGAAGUGCCUGCGGGACACAAGAACUCCUUUGUGUCCAGUGUAGACGCACCACAGGCGAUCAGCACCUUUCACUGAUCUAUGUCUAUUGAAUCCUCUCCACUGCCACCGUGGAUACUUGCACUAAGUGCACCUCAGGCCCGCUCUUCAUUAAUUACCAUCCUGAUGAUCGGCCAGAGAGACAUGAAUUUACCGGACAGCAUAUUGGCAUUUUUACGGCCACGAUUUUGUUUAGCUGCUGUUUAAAUGUACUUUUUUAAGGAUGGACUGCUUUUUCAUGAGGGUCCUGCAAAAUGAUGAGAGCAACACAAUAAAGGGACUCCAAAGAUGCUAUGACCAGCUUUCUUGUAAUCUGGUGUCGCUUCCAGGAAAUUCUAAAUUCUGAUAUCUGGAACCUUCUGCCCGAGGAGAUCAGGUCUGCUGAGUCAGUGAGCUCUUUUAAAUCCCUUUUAAAACAUACUUAUCGCAGAGCCCUCCCGGAUUUUAUCUGAAUUUUAUUUGACUUUAUUUUAUUGUAACCAUCUUAAGAAAUAUAUUUUAAAAUAAUUUUAUUCCUUUAGAGUUCUUUUAGGGGAAUUUUAUGUCUUUUAAAAUGUGUUUUAUUUCUGUAUCUUGACUUGUGUGUUUUUAUGAUCUGCUUGUUUUAUUUUGCUGCCCAUGUAAAGCACUUUGUAACCUGGUUUUGAAAGGUGCUCUACCAAUAAAAUUAUUAUUAUUAUUAUAUCCUGAAACUAAGUGGUACAUAGUUAUUUGUAAUUACAAAAGAUUGGUUAACUUCAGCUAUGAAAGGCGGUGUCCUUGUGUGCUCGGAAUGCAAGUUUGUAUGUCUUCUAAUUGCCUUUAGCGUUCUAUUAGUAGUGCCUGGUAAUUUAUAUAAUGAGUGUCAUAAUGUUCCACAACCACAGUAUCAUUCUUUCGCUUUCGCUUCUGAUGGCAUAUACUGUAAAAGGUGUGUCUAUGUUUGUGUCCGUGCAUGUCUACUGCAGGUCUAUAACCACGCCAUCCUCAGAGCCCUGCCACAGUAUCAGCACCAGAGGGUAAUUAGCAGGGUGAUCACCCAUCCCAACUCACCCAUUAGCCAGCUGUGAACCUGGACGUAGGAAGAACCCCGUUCUCAAAUCAUGUCUCACAUCUGAUCCCAGAGUAACAUGAUGAUGACCACCAUCAAUGAUAUAAGCACAGAUUCUCUCUUUGUAGACGUGAACAUUUUGUCACAGGAACAAAUACUGAUGUUUGGACUGCAGCUUCUGAUUGGACCAGGCUCUAUUCAUGGUUGCAACUGUUGAACAAUUUAGAUGCUGUCCUUUAAGACAGUGUUAUAAAACACAUCAUGCAAUUUAGUUGCCCUGUAAAUAGUUUUAAACCGCUCCAGUCUGCCAGGAGAAAUUGAACUAGUUUGCUUUUACACACUUUUAAAAAUCAGUUAAAUCAGCUAAUCAGAAUCCAGCGUUGGGAAGCUGUUGCAUGAAUAGAAAAUUAGCGUUAAAAUGAGUGACAGUCUGUGUUAAAACUUAAUAAUAAAUUAGCAUCAAUUGAUUUUUUUUAACUUGGAGCCUCCUCCUCACACCAGCUUCAACUUGAUCACGUUUCUUUUUUUUAAACACAUUUUGAUUCGUCCAUCUCAGGAUUGCAAUAUCACAAUGGCAGAGAAAUUACACUAGACUGUUUACAAGACAUUUGAACGCAACAACUCAACAACUACAGCAGUCUAGUCUGCGUCUGUAUGCCGUGGUGAGAGCUGAAUAAUGUGUGUAAAAUAGCAGCAGUGUUUCACCCUGAUCAAUAAAGUAGCAGUCUUUGAUUUGUUUCUUCAUGAACCGUCCGUACAUUAAUACCAAGUGCUUUACUCCGGAAGAUUAACCCAGCAGUUUUGUGGUUUUCUGUAUUGUAUCUGUCGUCACUCAGAGACGGUUAUCUGUUUAUCUGUUUCUUUGAUGUCUUUGCAGAAAUCUCUCCGUUCUUAUCCUGGUUGGCAUCAACCUUAUUUCAUUGCCAAAAUCAUGACAAUGUUGGCUGUACAUGUUUACUUCUAACUGUAGUAAAAACGUUUGGAUGUGUCUGUCACGUGGCCUCUCUUGAACUUGAUAGAGAUAUGUAUUCAGUUAUCACGCACAUGUGUGUGCACCUGCACAUGUAUCACACGAUACAGAGGGCACUGUUUUUGUUUGGAUGUCUUUGAUUAAACCUCAUUUUGUUUUUUUGAUAAAUAGUUUUCUACGGUAGCAGCAGUAAUAUAAGUCUGAUGUCUGUUAAGAGUUAGCUGUUUUUAGAUCUGGCUUUAUUAAUGACUAAAUGAAAGAAUUUUAAACAUUUUAGUGAUUGGUGUCCUCCAUCCAUCCACCGUGAAGGAUUGUAGUGAGUGGCUGAUGUGUGUGUUUCCUUUUUCUGUGAAAACAUCUUCUGUUUUACUGUUUUGGUGGAACACAGCACACACGAUUUUACAUUUGGACUGUCAGUCAUGUUUGUUCAGUGGAAUCCUACAUUCUCCAUAACAAGAUUAAGUUACAGAUCAUGUCUGUUCAGUCUGAGAACAGUUCUCUGUUGACCCGUCAUGAGUGGAGCUUGUUAGAUGCCAGUAUUACCUUUAGAUUAACUCUGGUCAAACACUACAUUAUUAUGAUAUUUCUCUUUUUGUGAAUAAAACGUCACCCACAUAAA